Messenger RNA from Doryrhamphus excisus (bluestripe pipefish), 2285 nucleotides. RefSeq names its product beta-1,3-glucuronyltransferase 2 (glucuronosyltransferase S) (gene b3gat2). Gene Ontology annotation, molecular function: galactosylgalactosylxylosylprotein 3-beta-glucuronosyltransferase activity. The record is from RefSeq and is a predicted model, not a curated record. NCBI's taxonomy places the organism in Eukaryota, Metazoa, Chordata, Actinopteri, Syngnathiformes, Syngnathidae. Gene Ontology annotation, biological process: chondroitin sulfate proteoglycan biosynthetic process; carbohydrate metabolic process. Gene Ontology annotation, cellular component: Golgi membrane.
UGCCUUAUUAUCCUCAUGCUGCCUUCAAGUGAUGCUCCUCGCCGGCGGGACCACGCAAUGGUGGGCUACCCCUCACGGGACCAGCUUUAUUUUUCUCUUGCUGGAAAAGGACGCUGACGGAUGAAGGAUUGCGGACACGUGAGGCUUCUUCGGAAGUGGAUCAUCACCAAAGGGGGGACACUUCGGGAAAAGAGGAGCGAACAUCGGUACCACUCCAACGGAGCCGAGCGAAGGAGCAUCAACAUGAUUUGUAGUAUAAAUAGAGACGAUCCGGGGAUGAAGUGAGUGAGCGAGCUCGGUAACUUCGCCAUGAAAUCAGUGUUCUUAAGCCGCUUCUUCAUCCUUCUGCCAUGGGUCCUAAUAGUCAUCAUCAUGAUCGAUAUAGACAGCAAAAGAACCAUUUGGUCUCCCGUCGCAGUCCGGGGCAGCAGGGCGCAGCGGGCGGCCCUGCCGGUCAUCUACGCCAUCACCCCCACUUACACGCGCCCGGUGCAAAAAGCCGAGCUGACCCGACUCGCCCACGUUUUCCGACAGGUGCCCCAGUUCCACUGGAUCGUGGUGGAGGACUCCACUGUGAGAACGGACCUGGUGAGCCGCUUCUUGGCCCGGUGCGGCGUGUCCUACACGCACCUGCACGUCUUCACGCCCCGCAGGUUCAAGCGCGUCGGGAUGCCGCGUGCUACCGAGCAGAGGAACGUGGCCCUGGGGUGGCUCCGGCAGCACCGGACGCGCCACGACGCGGGGGUGGUCUUCUUUGCCGACGAUGACAACACGUACAGCCUGGAGUUAUUUGAGGAGAUGCGAAACACUCGAGGCGUGUCCGUAUGGCCAGUGGGCUUUGUGGGUGGCAGAGCAUAUGAGCGCCCACUAGUGUCAGGGGGCAAAGUUGUGGGCUGGUACACAGGCUGGAGACCGGAUCGACCCUUUGCCACUGACAUGGCAGGUUUUGCAGUGAACCUCCAAGUGAUCCUGGCAAAUCCAAGGGCGCAGUUCAAGAGGCGGGGCUCCCAGCCGGGCAUGCAGGAGUCCGACUUCCUUAAGCAGAUCACCAAGGUGACGGAGUUGGAGCCCAAGGCCAAUAACUGCACUCGGGUGCUUGUUUGGCACACCCGCACAGAGAAGCCCCACCUUGCAAACGAGUCCAAACAUCCAAAGGACAGUGUGGUCAUUGAGGUGUGAGACACAACUGGAACUUGCUAUCAGCAUACCGCCCUCCCUAAUCAUCACUAAGGAGUCAAGACAGAGCCUAUCCCAAAAGGUGGACUACACUCUCGACUGAUCACCUGUCAGUCACUGGGUGAAAAAAGGGUGGUCGCUUAAACCAAGGACGACCACUAAGACAACGGAAAAAAAUUAAACACGGGUUGUGUUCAGGUGUUCAAAUGUGUUUUUUUUUUGUAUUAACAAAUGAAUGGCAGCGUAUGAUACUGUUAUAUAAACCUAACAAAUCAAUGCUUGUUGUCUGUCACAAUAAUUGCCAACAUACGUGUGGGAAAUAUGUAUUUGAUCCCCUGCUGUUUCUGUAAGUUUACUAACUUAUAAAAAUAUCAACCGGACAGAAUUUGUACGGUACGGAAAAUGUAAAAAAAUGCACAUAUUAAGGUUGUGGGUUCGAUACUAUAUCUACGAUUAUAUCGAAUUAUCCCUGGGCAAGAUACAGAACCCAGGGUGUACCCCACUUCUCGCCUAAAGUUUUUUUUUAAAAAAAACAGGCGAGUCUGGAAACACAACGCAGCGCAGAGAAUCCAUGACUCCUCUGUUAGCAUCCAGUCAUCGUUGUGCUUUAUGAUGGUUGCAACAGUCGAGCGGUUAGGACCAAAAUUGGGCGUCAUCGUUUUUGACUUCCAUGGUGAUGACUUUCCUUUUCUUUGGCACACUUCUGGUUGGGUUGGGAAAAUUCAUUCAUUCAUUCAUUCAUUUACUACCGCUUAUCCUCACAAGGGUCGCCGGGGGUGCUGGAGCCUAUCCCAGCUGUCUUCAAAGCGAGAGGCGGGGUACACCCUGGACUGAUCGCGAGCCAAUCACAGGGCACAUAUAGACAAACAACCAUUCACACUCACAUUCAGUUUUUCAAAAUGUAUGGGGGUCCACUAACCCAGGAGACCAGGGUUCAAUUCCACCCUCAGCCAUCUCUGUGUGGAGUUUGCAUGUUCUCCCUGUGCAUGUGUGGGUUUUCUCCGGGUACUCCGGUUCCGCCCACAUUCCAAAAACAUGCUAGGUUAAUUAGCGACUCCAAAUUGUCCAUAGGUAUGAAUGUGAGUGUGAAUGGUUGUUUGUCUAUAUGU